AUGUGUGGAGACGCGACGAAUUGGGACGAGGAAGCCUACCGAGAGAGCAUAUUGAGAGAACGGGAAGCCCAAACCCUAACCGUCUUCAGGACUGCGUGGGCACCUUCUCCUGACCCCAUUCCAGACGCCAUUGUCGUAGCUUCCAGUGAUGGAUCGAUCGCUUCGUACUCGAUCUCCUCUUGCGUCUCCAAGCUCCCAGUGGCUUUCGGCUACGGAAUGGCUCAGAGGGUUGAGCCUACUGGCUUUGUUCAAGCCCAUGAUGGACCAGCAUAUGAUGUCAAAUUCUUUGGCAGUGGUGAAGAUGCUUUGUUGCUGAGUUGUGGUGAUGAUGGCAGGAUUCGAGGAUGGAAGUGGAAGGAGUUUAUGGAAUCGGAGACUCCAGUUUCCUUGCAAGGAGACCAUAUGAAGCCAGUGGUUGACUUGAUGAAUCCCCAACACAGGGGCCCAUGGGGUGCGCUUUCGCCAAUCCCUGAAAACAAUGCUAUUGCUUUAGACACUCAGGGUGCAUCCAUCUUUUCUGCUGCUGGUGAUUCUUGUGCAUAUUGCUGGGAUGUGGAGACAUGCAAGAUUAAAAUGGUUUUUAAGGGGCACUUGGAUUACUUGCAUUGUAUAGUUUCCCGCAACUCUUCCAACCAGGUUAUAACUGGUUCUGAAGAUGGAACAGCAAGAAUUUGGGAUUGCAAUAGUGGGAAGUGCAUCAGAGUAAUUGAUCAGGGAAAGGAUAAGAAGUUGAAAAGGUUGUCUACCUCUGUUAGAUGCAUUGCACUUGAUUCAAGUGAGAGCUGGUUGGCUUGUAGCAGUGGUCAAAGCUUAUUGGUUUGGAAUCUGCAUGCUUCGGAGUGUGUUUCGAGGACUUCUACUGCUGCAUCCAUGCAAGACAUGAUAUUCGACAAAAACCAAGUAUUAGCUGUUGGAUCAGAACCUUUCCUCAAUCGCUUCGACCUAAAUGGGAAGAUUCUUUCACGGAUACCAUGCGCUCCUCAGUCAGCAUUCUCUGUCUCUUUACAUCCAUCAGGGGUGACAGCAAUUGGAGGUUAUGGCGGUCUUGUGGACGUGAUCUCACAGGUUCGAAGCCACUACUGCACUUUCCGCUGCAGCCGAGCAUAA
Messenger RNA from Linum trigynum, 1107 nucleotides. Lineage: Eukaryota; Viridiplantae; Streptophyta; Magnoliopsida; Malpighiales; Linaceae. The record is from the annotation of a GenBank genome assembly.